This is a messenger RNA of Nothobranchius furzeri (turquoise killifish), 11729 nucleotides long. It is a transcript of the gene srcin1b, whose product is annotated as SRC kinase signaling inhibitor 1b. NCBI's taxonomy places the organism in Eukaryota, Metazoa, Chordata, Actinopteri, Cyprinodontiformes, Nothobranchiidae. The record is from RefSeq and is a predicted model, not a curated record. Gene Ontology annotation, biological process: regulation of dendritic spine morphogenesis. Gene Ontology annotation, cellular component: cytoplasm; actin cytoskeleton; postsynaptic density.
CGGUGGCCAUGGUAAGACAUGGUUAAAAGCUCCUGCACUCUAACGUGCACUCGUACCCAUCAUCACAGAUAGGAUGCUCUCAGAGACACAUAAUCAAACUGGACCAGAAGAAGAGCCGGGGCUUGAAGGGGCAGCAGUAGAAGAAAAGUGCAUGGACAAGUUAGCAGACACUGAAGGAUUAAAGAAGAGAAAGUGACGGUGCAGGUAGAGUCAACAGUUGCAUCCAGGCGGAGAAUGGGCAAUUCCUCCUUCCCAGGUCGAGAGAAGAGAAAGGAUCCCAUGAUCUCUGCCGGUGAUGCCGAGUUUCCGCGGGACUUCCACACCCUGGCUGCCAGCGGUGGCCGAGGGGCACGGCGCUUCCAGGACAACAGCAAUGGAGGCUUCAUGUCAUCCUCGCUGGACCGCCGGCACAACUCUGUGGCUGCUAAAAGCCUGGAGGCCCUGAACAGCAUCCACAAGGCGGACAUCGAACGGCAGCGAGAUGCCCUGAUGGACCUGCAGAAGAACAAAUACUCCAACAGUCCUGGUGGCUUGUCUCAGGGCUCCGCUGUAGCCGGGCGGCAGCAACAACCAAACUACUGGAGCUUCAAGACUCGGACGCCUCGUGUGACACGACUCAGCCCAACGCAGCCGGCGCUUGCCGACCAGGCCAGCAGGGUUUCCUUUGCAUCAGCUGAAAACCUGGAGACCAUGUCAGAGCCAGACAUUCCCAUCGGCUUCAACCGGAUGAACCGGCUCCGCCAGAGUCUCCCACUGGCCCGCUCGUCCAGCCAAGCCAAGCUUCGCGCUCCAGGAAUCUUGUUCCUUCAACUCGGAGAGGAGAUCCGCAGGGUUCACCUGACCCACGAGCUCACCAGCCUGGAAACCCUGAGGGCGCUCAUCGUGCACAUGUUCCCCCAGAGACUCACCAUGGCCAUGCUCAGAUCUCCCAGCACCGCUCUGCUGAUCAAGGAUGAGAUCCGGAACAUCUUCUAUGAGCUGGAGGACCCACGGGACGUUCAGGACCGCUGCGUGAUUAAGAUUUAUUGCAAAGAGCCGGUUUAUGGGACCUAUCCAGGACACCACAACCCCCACCUCGCCAACGGAGACAUGAGGAGGGAGAUGGUGCAUGCUCCUCAGGAUUCUCCGCCCAACCGCCGCCUCAGCAACCCCCCCAUGUCUUCCCAGCAUUCCUCUGCCUCAGCUUCACCCCCUCAAGGCUCCCCAUCCCGGGCCCGUCUACUCUACAGCGCCGGCAGGCCUUCAUCCUAUGCGGGGCCGCCCCACCACACUCACUCCCUGCCUCACCCACACUCCCAAUCGCACCACUCCUCGCCCCACCAGCAGACUCAGCUCCACCAGCCUCACCACACCCAGCCGGCCUUCUGCACCUCCUCUAGCGCCAUCCUAGAGCGCAGGGACGUAAAGCCGGACGAUGAGGUGGGGGGGUCCAGGAGCAUGGUGCUCCUGCGGAGUGAUGGCGGCGGGAUCUAUGCGGACCCGUACGCCCUUGGCCCAGAUCCAAGUCGGCUGAGUCUGGCUGGAGGUCCUCACUCUCCUCUGCCAGCCAGAGCUGACCCCUAUGCCUCGCUGUACCGCCGUGGUGGGGGAGCAGGGCCUGGGUCAGUCCGAACGCUCACCUCCUACUCUGCAGCUGCUUUACAAGGAGAGCUGAUGGAGAGCGGCGUUCUGUACAGGCCUGGAGGUCCGCUUUACAAUGACGCCUACACUGCCUCCAUGUUGGCCAUGGGGCUGACGGUCCCGCCCUCCUCCCCCCAGAAGAUUCCCGACAUGAGGGACUCCUAUGGAGGAACACUGCCCAACAGGGGCUCCCCUGGGAGGCAGAGUCUGAGGAGGGACUCUGUGACGUCCUCUGUGUUAGGAGACAGUCCCAAAGCUCGGGUCCAGGGACCUGGACUUGGUCUCACUGCGGAGCAGCUCUGCCUGAUAGGAGAUGGAGGAGGAGCCAGGCCUUUUGGUUCUCCUCUGCUUGGAAAUGAGACAGAAACCAGGGAGCGAAUGGAGGCGAUGGAGAAGCAGAUUGCCAGCUUGACUGGACUCCUGCAGCGAGUUCUGACCAGAGCACCUGAGGCUGACAGCCCGGAGAAGAUGGAGUCAGCCAGUGACGGCUCAGCAGCUGACCCUGGACAUGUAAAAAAAAACAAAGCUCUGACUCCGUCUGCUCCUCUGGCCCUGAUGCCUCCUCCAUCCUUGGGGUCCAGUCAGCCCAUCACUGUGUCUCGGAUGCAGAUGCAGCUCCACCUGCAGAACCUGCAGCAGAACACCAAUGCUCUACGCAAACAGCUGUCGCAGCUGCGGAACAUCCAGCUGGAGAACCAGGACUCGGUUCUGUCCCUUCUGCGUCAGACUGAGUCGGAGCUGAGCCUCAUGAUGCUGGAUGCCAUGCGGCCUCAGGAGGACCCGCUUCAGAGACAGCGCCUCCUGGUGGAGGAGGAGAGACUGAAGUACCUGAACCAGGAGGAGCUGCUCAUCCAACAGCUGCACGACCUGGAGAAGUCUGUGGAGGAACUACAGAGGAACUCGUCCAUCAACCACGGCCUGGUGACGGAGCAGGACGUCGACCAGAAGAGCAAAGAGUUGAGGAUGCUGGGAGAGACGCUCACUGAGCUGAAAAAUCAGUUCCCCAGCCUGCAGAGUAAGAUGUGGGUGGUGCUGAGGGUGGAGGUGGAGGCCGUUAAAUUCCUGAAGGAGGAACCUCAUCGGCUUGAAGCUCUGCUGAAACGCUGCAACACCAUGACCGAUGCUCUGAGCUCACUGCGCAGGUCCACCAACCCCUCACGCAUAAAAUCGUCUUUACAAGUCACUGACGGGGUCUGGAAGACUCCUGAGGAAAUUUCCAGCCAAAUCCAGAAGAGACCAGAGGACCUCGGCCGUAGCUCGGACCUGGACAUCCUAAACAGUCCUCCUCUCAGCCUCGCUGACCUCAGCACCAGCGCCGGCCUUGCCAAUUGGAUCCCUGUGUCCUCUGAAGUCAACACCUCGGGCUCUGAGCAGGAUGUCCAGUCCUCCAUGGCCUUCAGGAGCCGGGUCCUGGAUGAGCUGCCGAGUCGUCGUCCUGCAGAAAAAGCUGUGUCAGCUGAAGUUAGGCUGGCGGCUGAACGGGACUGGGAGGAGAAACGGGCCAGUCUGACUCAAUUCAGUGCCCAGGACAUCAAUCGUUUACUGGAGGAGACCCAGGCCGAGCUGAUGAAGGCCAUACCGGACCUGGACUUUGCUGCCAAGCAUAUAAACAAGCCGGCUGUGCCCCCUAAGCCCCAGAUCACCAUCCCUAUAACCUCCAACACAUCUACCCUGUCUGCAGCCGGAACCACCGGGCCCAUUGCAACCAGUAACGCCGGCGGGGAUCAACAGCCGGGCAAAGUCCAGCUGGCUGCCCAGAAGCUGAACAGCAUGGAGGGGUCUGGUUCCCAUCGGGGGUCAGUGGAUCUGAGCGUAGCCCGAUACAAAACAGAAAAACCCUCCAAGUCUCCUCCUCCACCCCCUCCUCGCAGAAGCUUCCCAUCAGCACACGGACUCACCACGAACCGGACUGGAGACGUGAUCAUCACCACCAAGAACCAGAAGAUGGAUGAAGAUGGAGAGAUGCCUAAAACUCUGGUGAAGCUGAGGCGGACCCCAUCUGACACCCCCCGGCCUGCCUCCACCCCACCCGUCAUCGCAGCGUCAGCCGUUCAAGAUGAAGAUGAUGAAGAGAAGAUCAUUGCUGAGCUGGAGGGUGGUGCUCCCCCCUAUCUGGCCACUCUCCUGAACAAACACUCCCCAUCACGCGCUCUGCGCUCCUCUGACCAAGGCCUGCUCGCUGUCCCUCGGUCUAGGUGUCGUACCCGUGGAGACCGGGCUUUCUCAGUCCUAGCACCGUCACUCUGGAACCAGUUGCCACCCUCAGUUAGGCUGUCCCCUUCUCUGCCAGUCUUUAAGAAUCACCUAAAAACACACCUCCUCCGCUUGGCGUUUCCAGAACAUGUUUGAUUAUGGCCCUCUAUUAUGUUGAAUCCAUUCCACAGUUUUCAUUGGUACACUCAAUCCAAAUGUGUUUCACACAUUUGUAUUUUACCGGAAUGUUUCAUCUAUCUCGUUAUUUCCAUUUUGUAUUUUGUAAUUUGUAUUUUGUAAUUUGAAUUUCUUUUAUUGUUGAUUUAUUCAGUAUAAUUACUUACAACUGUACCAUGUUCAGCGCUUUGGGCUUCCUGACAGGGUUGCGGAAGGCGCUUUAUAAAUAAAGCUUUGAUUGAUUGAUUGAUUGAUUGAUUGAUUGAUUGAUUGAUUGAUUGAUUGAUUGAAAACUGGCCUGAAAACACGAUCCGAAAUGCUCGAGUUUGUAGCGCCCAUUUUAUAUCGGGUAAGGUAAUUAUGUACUAAGAUUACACCAGAAAGCUGGUUAACGUGUGUUCUAUUAAAUAAAGUAAGUUGUGUUUGCUGGUUUGCAAAUGAAAUUAACAUUUCAUUCUAAUUCAUCUGUAUUUUCCCACUGCAUAUUAGUAUAAACUGUAUUUCUCUAAAAUUAACACGAUUGUACUCUGAGCACGCUAAAAAAAGAAACCUAUGCUAUACUCACCCUGCCAUGCAGGUACAGUUGGCUGUGAAGACGUAGUUCUCUGGUUUGUUUACUAUGACCCAAGCCUCGUACAUAGCAGUCUUGUGUCCUUGUCUUUGGCUAGGAAGGACUUCUGCCUUCAAGACGCAAAACUCAGAGUCUAUGUGGUGAUAUUUUACUUUCUGUACGUGGCCACAGACAACAUAGUUGUAUGCAUCUAACGAUUUGUAUGCCCGUAGCUUCUCACGUGUGUACUUACUGGGCCUCUCCACUAAAAACGUAUAUAUAUCGGGCCACUGGAUAUCUGGCCACGCACCUACAUCUUCCACCCAUUCCGUAAUGCCACAGGGAUCCGGGAGUCUGUUGUCAUUCGUUAAAGUGAGUUUAAUAAUAUAACAUUCAAGAUUUGCCGGUGAUAACCCCGCAGCGUAGCUUUAUAAAGCCUGACACAACGCCAUUCUCUGUUGCCAAGCUGCGCGCUCAUUCUCGCUGACGUCAUAUUGUUUACAAACAGUAAAAGGGUCUAUAUGACUUAUGACUACAAGUCAUAAAUGCUGAACGCUCCUGCAGCUGGCUGUUCAUUCCCAUGUAGGUGAACCAUUCACAAUAAAUAAAUGCAACACGUAAGCACAAAUAUGUGUAAUUAAAUAUAACAUCAGUGUGAUGGAGACUAAUUAUGAUAAAUGCAUCUCCUGUUAAAAAUGGCUAAAUGAUGCCUUCAGACUCAGACCCUGUCCACACGUAGCCGGGAAUCUGCCAAAACGUAGAUAUUUUUCUACGUUUUGGCCUGUCAUCCACACGAAAACAGAGUUUUUUCACACGAAAAUGGAUCUUUUUUAAAACUCCGGCCAAAGUGAAGAUCUGCGUUUUCUCCGUUUUGGGUGUCUGCGUGUGGACAGACAAAACCGGAGUUUUAAGGUCCGCAACGUCACUUUCCGCGACAAAAAAAUGCUGACAUCACGUGUGCGACCUGUGUUUACACUAGCCGACAGCAUGAAUGCCCUCAGAGCUGCGCUCGCUUUAUCAAUUGUCCAAGCGCUUUUUGCUUGUUUGUUUUUGCAAGAGGAAUUACUGCUCCUUGCGGAAGACCACAGACGAAGGACGAGGUUAAGAACGGGGGAAGUACUGCCGCCUACAGGUCUGGCAUGUCCUUAACAACGUAUUUAUCCGGGUACGUGUGGACAGUUUUUUUUUUAAACGAGGUGGUGUGGAUGCAAGUUUUUGGAGGGGCGGAUAUUCGUUUUUUUUUUUUAAACUUGGCCACGUGUGGACUAGGCCUCAGGGAAUCCCAUCUGGACACCAGAGUGAAGUGUGCUGGGCUGUUCCCAAUAACUCGUACAGAGUACUUUAUAGCACAAAUCAGUGAGUGAGUGAGUGAGUGAGUGAGUGAGUGAGUGAGUGAGUGAGUGAGUCAACAUUGUGAACAGUCUUAGUCGUGCAACAUCAACAACUUUAAACAAACAACUGAUGUAAUUGUGCAUGUGCUUUCUGCAGAAACUAUUUGUCUUUCAGUUAGACCAACAGUUGUAGGAGGAGAAGACCUGAGACUCUUCUUCCAAAUACCUGAAAGUUGACUUAGAUGCUUCCAAAUCCUUCAGAACGGAUUUGGACUUUUCAUAUUAAGUCUGAAAACCUGACAUUGACUCUUCCUCCAAAGACCUGAAACUUGACUAUGGCCCAAUCCCAAUACUUGUACUUCCACACUAGGGCCCUUCAAUUGCACAAUCCUGGCCAGGGGUGCGAGUGUGUUGGGUGCGGAACCCUUGAUCUGCACUUCACCCAAGUCUGCAUCGAUGUGGACUUGGGUGAAGUGCAUUACCCACAAUCCAAUGCUGUGGGAGAAAAGGCUCAAGUGCCUUUUCUGAAAAUACGAUUAUCAAAUGAAAGUAGUUAGCUUUAGGAUGAUUAAUUGAUGCUCUGUAUGUUUUAGACAAAGCAGCAAUGAAUGUAGAAUUAUUUCAAGUAAUUGUUUGGUUGUUCAUUCAUUCAUUUAUUCAUUCAUUCAUUCAUUCAUUUUUUAAUUAUUUUAUGAAAUGGCACAGUCAAUUAAACAAGGUAAAAAUUAGUUAAAAAAUAUAAGUCAUUUAGUGCAAAGGAAUAAACAUAAAUGGCCAUGCAAUUCUGCCUGAACAGGAGUGGGAAGAAGAAAACUUACAUAAUCCCACCCCAGAUCCCCAUUCAGUGAGUAAACUCGAACUUCACUGUUGAUUAUUCAAUCAUUCUUUUCCUAUUUAAAAGAGUGAUGGCGUAACCACAGGCAACUGUAAAGUUUUUACAGUUUAACAACAAAUUCUACCAACAAUGGUGAAGGAAAAAUAUCAACAAUGUUUAUGUUUAUGUUUGUUUAUGUAUUUAGCAGACGCUUUUGUCCAAAGCGACUUAGAAGUGAUAAUCGGCAUAUUGCCCUUGAGGCUAACAGCAACAAUAACAACAACAACAUUGACAUCAGGAACGUUUAUGCGAUAAAACAGAGUAAACGACAGAAUAAAUUAAAUUAGGGAUUCUCAUCUCUAUACUUUGUCCAGACCUUAUGUUUAUGUAACAGUUUAAAUUGAUUUAUAGUUUGGCAUUGCUUGUGUUGUAAGUCCAGUUUGUUCCAGAAUUUCACUCCGCAUACCGACACACGGACAUAUUUACAAGUAGUUUGAACUCUUGGCAAUGAAAAACAUCCAAAACCUCUCAAGUUAUGAACACGUUCAGGAAUUGAAAAGAAACGUUGUAGGUUAGAUGGUAAUACUUUAUUGAAUGCUUUGUAUGGAACUAUUGAUGUAUUAUAUUUAACAAGAUCAUCACAUUUUAGCAGCAUUGAUUUCAUGAACAGAUUAUGGGUGUGUUCUAGAAACCCAACCUUGUGGACAUAGACGUAAUUUUUGGGGGGGACAGGGGGGACAUGUCCCCCCCCCCACUUUCUCCAAAGUCAAGUUUUCACCCCUGCACUUUUUACCAAUACUCUAUAUUAGGGCUGCAACAACGAAUCGAUAAAUUCGAUGAAAAUCGAUUACUAAAAGCGUUGGCAACGAAUUGCGUCAUCGAUUCGUUGUGUCGCACAACUCUUCCAAAAGCGCCCCCCCUUCCCGCCCGCCGUUGCGCGCAGACCAGAGCAAGUCAGAUCAGCGCGAGGGAGAGCCGGCAGAUCAGCGGGAGGGAGAGCCGCAGAUCAGCGCGAGGGAGAGCCGCAGAUCAGCGCGAGGGAGAGCCGGCAGAUCAGCGGGAGGGAGAGCCGCAGAUCAGCGCAAGGGAGAGCCGGCAGAUCAGCGCGAGGGAGAGCCGCAGACUUGCGCUGCUGCGAACCGGUUCCGCAUUGUUGCACAGCGAUCCAGGCAGCUGCUUCCAGCGCACGGUCCAUUCUCAAAGUGGCGCAACCAAAAAACUAUAAUUAGCACAGGAUCGUUCUUGUCUGCACAUGUUCUCUAUUUUCUGUCUUAUUUGUGCCUGAAGCUUGCUACUGCGGAGCUCAUCACCUGUGCUGUGGUGAUGUCACCUCACGCAGCAUCGAAAACGCGCUCUGCGCUUUUCGGUCAGGAGAUCCCUUUGAUCUGCUCAAAAGUAACUGAUGAGGUGAAAAGGUAAGAAUCCAGGCAACAGAUUUUCUGGAGAAUUAAGAGGAGAUGCAGGAAGAUGAGAGACAGACAGGACAGGAAAAUAGUUCAAUAAAAACAAGAAAACAAAACAAAGUGUUGAAAAGUAAAAUGUAGGUAGAUUUAUCACCACUACACGUUUUUACCUAUAAAAAACAAUAAGUUAUACACAUGUCCUAUUUAUACAUCUGAUACAAUUCAGAUCACCUUCAAAACUCAGUCACACACCCAGGGCCGUUUCAAGACAUUUUGGGGGCCAAGGCAAAAUGCCCCCCCCCCCCCCCCCCCAAAUAACUGGGCUCCCCAGAAGCCUCUGUGUAAUUCAUGCCCUCUCCAGUAGUGUUAGUUAUAUGGUGUUUAUAAAAGCCCCUCAGACAUUACUGACAUGUUCUAAUAUUAUCAGAUGAAAAACUAAAUUAUCAGACAUGCUGUCUCAUCUGCUGCUUUUAUAAACUUGCAAAAAGUAACAAAACCAUUUGAAAGCCACUAUUUGUGGAUUCUCUGAAAGUUUCCAUGGAGUGUGUGACAACUUAUUUUUUCAUUGAUCCUAUCGUCUAAUCUCACAGCUGAAACAAGCAUCCUUAAUAAUCUGUGCACAGGAAGCUUACCGAUGCUGUAGUAAAACAAAAGGUAUAAUAAUUUAUUAUUAAUAAAACCUUGUUGCAGCACUAAAGCAGAAAAAUUUGAUUUUGCAUUAAAUAUGCAAAAUAUUUACAUAUGAAUUGUUUUAGAGCCCUUUAAUUGGCAGAAUCUGAUAUUAAUUUAGUUCUUACAAAAAAUGGGUCCCAACAUGGUUUGUGUGGCGUUGCCAUAGUGUGACAUCAUAGGCACAGAUCCCCUGUCCUCUUGUUUGGAAAUGGAAAUAUGAUCACCCUACAUUAAACAAACUGUCCACCCGGGAUUUUGUACUGCACAGAGACGCUUCGCUGCCUAUGACUGAACGUCAGUUGAGAGUCAGUCUCAUGCAGAAUGACCAAUGAAGAGAGGGCCUCAAGUUAAGACCCUCUCCUCAUUGGUCAGUCCACACGAGGUGGGUCAAAGGUUACUCUGGGCGGGUUACGUGUUGUCAGGCAUUCAAGUAUUGAGUAUAUUUACUGCAUAUUACAGUAAAAUAUUCUGUAUGUGACCACAUUAUGGUGAUCCUUGGGCCGUGAUGAUGGAGCCCUUGAAUAUUGUUGCCCAGGGUACAACAAAGUGUUAAUCUGGCCCUGGUUCCGCUGUCACAUUCCCGCAGAAACUGGUGGAUCACACUGGGGCCAGACUAACAUGUGGUUUUACAACCACAAUGUCCUCAGAAGCAAAAACGCUUUUAAAAGGGAGGGAGGAGUCCUAACUGUUGCUGCAGGCGUGUUGUGUGAGAGUGCAGUUAUAUACUGGUUAAUAUAUUUUUGGGUUAAGUUGCUUUCAUGUGGCCUAAUGUGAGUCUAUUUGGGAUCAUUGGAAUGAUCAGCAGCAUUUCUUGAUGUGACUUUAUGGCAGUUGCCCAGGGCAUCAUCGCAAGGAGGAUGGCAUUCAUUUACUUUUGUUUUAUUUGGUAUUUUUUCAGUCAUUUUUGGAAAUAGUGAUCAAUUUUGAUUAAUUCACAGCCUAUGUUUAAUUACAUUUAAAAUAAAUGUCAACAGAUGAGAUCAAACAAAACAGAUGAGAAUUGCCCUUAAGCUGUUUAACUUGGACCAAGCAUUUUAGGUCACAGAUAGAUGUAGCUUAGGGUCUCUGUCUAUACACCUUAUAAGACAAUUUAGGUGAUGGCAUGUUGUUUUUCUGCUAUUGAACUGUUUUCUAAUAAUGUUGUGUUAAAUAAAGUGAAGGAAGGAGAGAAAUAACGUUUCCCUAGCAGUUUUUAAAAAUUUCCCCAUGUAAUCCGAUUAAUCGAUUAAUCGUGUCGAGACCCCAUCCGAUUAAUCGAUUAUCCAAAUAAUCGUUUGUUGCAGCCCUACUCUAUAUUAAAUUGGCACUGGUUGAGCUCUAGGACCAAGCAGAAAACAACCAUUUGUGUUGAAGCCUGUUUCCCAUUAGAACAUACUGUAAUGUCCCCCCACCCACCCACCCACACACACACACACACACACACACACACACACACACACACACACACGUGUCCCCCCCACUUCUAAAGUGAAAAUUACGUCCAUGCUUGUGGUUGAUUCGCACUGCUCUUUUCUGUAAUAUGAUCAGAGAAUGUAGUGUGUUAUGAUAAGUAUUCCCCCACACUUCAACACAAUACGUAAGGUAUGGGAGUACCAAGGUGCAGUAUAAAGUAUGUUUUCAUAAAGGUAUCAUUUUUGCUUUAUUUAUAAUUGAGAGGCUUUUGGAGAUUUUUGUUUUUAUGUGUCUAACAUGGGGUUUCCAUGACAAUUUACUAUCAAUUUUUACUCCUAAAAAUGUAGUUGAAGCUUUACUGCACUUAAGACCUUAGGGUGCAGUUGGAGUAUUGGGAUUGGGCCUUGGACUCUUCCUCCAAAAUAGAUUUAGUGCUUGAGUUUAACCAGUAGGCUUGUUUUACUGCAUCGUCGUAGUGGUACUCUGAGAGGCAACCUGUCUGAAUAACUCUGGAGAUUAUGUUUCCUGUUUGCUUUAUUUAUAGAUUGUUGACAGAAUGUUUUUAAAUUCCAGGUAAUAAAAAGGAUCAAACCAGUUUUAAAUGGUGUGUUAAUGGAAUGUCCCUGAGGCUCCUCGUGUUUCAGAUGAACUGAAGGUUUCUCUCCUGGUUGUGAAGGAUUUAGUUUGAAACACAAUGAAUGGGUGAACUGCUGUCAUCGUGUGAAACCUGCAGCCUUCUUAGCUCUGAUCAUCGAUCCUCGUGACAGAAGUUUAGCUGAAUAGAGACUUAGUUUAUCCACACAAACCCUUACUUAUACUGCAUGUUCAGACAGCCAUAUGUAGAGGUAGUGGGUGGAGUUUGGUGGCAGGAGGAUCUCCUUUCUGUCUUUUGUGGAUGAGGUGGUACCCUUAUCUCCAUCAAACUGUGACCUUCAGCUGUUGCUAGGAGGAUGAUCAGUAGCAGGCCGUGGACCUGGACCUAUCCAGUGUGGAUAUCAAGUACUGGGUUGGGGCGAGGUCCUGCCUUAUUAUGGGAGGAGUUUAAUGGGCCAUUCCCAUCUGUACCGGGUCGGCCCGGGCCGGGUAGCUCCAGUCGGCCCCAGCCUGGCCCGGUUGAUUCCACACAUCCUUGUCUUAAGCCCACGUGGGCUGAUUCUACCCACCAAUCAGAGGCUUGCUCUAAUGGAAGGUGUGAAUUUGCUGUCAGCAGUGGGUGUGUUGGCCCUGGUCGGCCUGAAGCAGACCCCCUCGAGAAGAGGGCUGAGAAUGAGCCUUGGUUGGCCCGGAAAAAUACCAGGCCACCCAGAUAUGUAAACAACCUACGCUACCCGGCCCGGGCCGACCCGGUACAGAUGGGAAUGGCCCAUAAGCAACCCUGAGUGGUGAUCAGAUUUAUUUUAAGAGUCAUCUCUGAGAGAUUUAAUUAUUUUAAGACUUUAGAUCCAACGUGUGAGUGCAGGCUCAUGAUUCCAGAGACUUCCUGUUCUGUGAAAAUGAAUCUUCACCUGAGGAUACGUUUUACAUGAUGACCUAAUCGAUGGGCUCCUAACAGGAUAUUCACACGUUUGUCUCUGGGC